Striga asiatica is the source of this 1084-nucleotide messenger RNA. The record is from the annotation of a GenBank genome assembly. NCBI's taxonomy places the organism in Eukaryota, Viridiplantae, Streptophyta, Magnoliopsida, Lamiales, Orobanchaceae.
AUGAUCGGUGAGGAAGAGUACGUGAGAAUCAAGUCGGAAGAUCCAUCGGGAAUCGAUAUCCUUCACCACUUUGAGACCGAACCGAGCACACCUUCAUUGUCCCGCCGGCUUCACUCCUCCUCGCCGCCAAUCCCACCGCCAAGGCCUCGGCUUCAGUCUUUCUCGUCUUCAAUCCCACGACCUCGGCCCCCCCCCUUCACUCCUCGCCGCGACGCCGCCAGUACUCCACGGCUCCACCGGCGCACCGCCGAACCCGGUCCACGGCCGCUUACCUCGCUGGUGGCCUGUGGGAAGGGGGCAGGAGCUUUUACAUGCUUGCUUGAUGAAACUGGAAGGUACGAUUCGCCACCGUACAAAAAUGUGGAGUAUAAGCCAGAUUACAAAGUAUCCUCUCUUGUUGAAGUUCACAAACUCCUGGAAAAAGAUUUCAGCCUUUAUCCUUAUUCUCACAAAUGACGAUGCUGCCUCACAUAACGGGACUUUGUGUAAGCUCUGAUCCCUCUUGUAUCUGGAUACAUUUCGUGGCCGUACCAUAUAGUUAGGUAAUAUAUUCUCAACUUAUGUUAGGAUGAGGUUGGAUAAAUUUACCAAGAGGGCUGGCUUCACUAUCAUGUUCAGCUGGCUGGAUUAGUUUAGCAUUUUAAGUUGUGCCCUUCAGAUAUUAAAAAUUAGUUGUUAGCAGGGGAAAGGGCUUUUUUUGAUCAAAAGUAGUGUCUCCUGAAUUUGAAUUCUACUAUAGAGUCAGUUAUCUCUGCCUAAGCUUGACAAAGAAGGAAAAUAUAUGGUCAUUGGUGGUUUUGAUUCCUUCUUCGCCAAAAGAGACUUGGGUCACAAGUUUGCGGAAGAUCAUUAUAGACUUAAUAGAAAGGUAAAGUGGGGUUGAUAGAGGUGUACGUUUAUUACAUCUUUUUGGAGGCGGAUCGUCUGCAGUUGAGAAUUGGGUGCAAUUGGUAAAUUUAGAUCAAUCCUAGCCUUUCAUCAACUUUUCACCUUGUGAACAGGAAAUAUCAACAGUCUGUACUCAUUCAAGGUUCUAACACUUUUUCUGACAAUUUAAUUGUUCAAGGAUACAGUAAUAUUUCAA